Molecule: messenger RNA, 348 nt
Organism: Entamoeba dispar SAW760
Lineage: Eukaryota; Evosea; Mastigamoebida; Endamoebidae
Exons: 1
Coding region: 1-348 (115 amino acids)
Source: RefSeq, a predicted model, not a curated record
AUGGAAAUGAAGGAAGGACCAAGUAUUUAUGAACGACUACUUAGUAUAGAAAAGAAACAAGUAAGCAUACCAAAGGUACAACAACCAAACCCAAAUAAUUCGCACGUCAUUAAAAGAUGGACAAUGACAAAAGUUGAUAGACUGACUAAAUUGGAAGAAGUUCAUAUGGACAAAGCGUCUCAACUACUCGUUGAUAUCUCAACACCGUCUUACUAUUACAAUAGUAACAAAGUUAAUGAAACAAUGUUUAAAUAUCAACCAAACCCAAAACAAUGGAAAGGAGAAAAAGGGGUAAAAGAAGGUAAACGUACUCGAGCAGUCAAACCAGGAAAAGUAGUUAUUAAGUGA